This is a messenger RNA of Octodon degus (degu), 1108 nucleotides long. Its product is annotated as serine protease 29-like. The coding region runs from base 1 to 801 and encodes 266 amino acids. Gene Ontology annotation, biological process: proteolysis. Gene Ontology annotation, molecular function: serine-type endopeptidase activity. The record is from RefSeq and is a predicted model, not a curated record. The transcript has 4 exons. NCBI's taxonomy places the organism in Eukaryota, Metazoa, Chordata, Mammalia, Rodentia, Octodontidae.
AUGCUGCACAUAUUAUUUCUAGCAUCGGCCACUGAGAAAGAGCUGGUGGGCAUCGUGGGGGGACAAAAUGCUCCCCUGGGAAAGUGGCCCUGGCAGGUCAGCCUGAAGGUGUACAACUACCAUUUGUCAGCCUGGGUGCACAGAUGUGGUGGCUCCCUCAUCGAUUCGAAGUGGGUGCUGACUGCUGCCCACUGCAUUCACCAUAGAAAUGCAGACCCGUCAACCUACCGCAUCCUGGCUGGGGACGUGUACCUGUAUGGGCACCAGAAGCUCUUGAGUGUCAGCCAGAUAAUUUUUCACCCAGACUUCGUUUCUUUUCAUCUUGGUGUGGAUGUGGUACUUCUGAAAUUGGCAGAACCAGCGGAUUGCUCUGAUAAUGUGAAGCCAAUCAAACUCCCCUCCUCAAAUCUUGUGGAAUCAGAGAAGAAUCAGUGUUGGGUGACAGGAUGGGGCACUGUCUUUGGGUACGAAUCGCUGCCUCCUCCCUACCGUCUUCAGGAAGUGAGUGUGAACGUGGUGAGGAACUCAGUUUGUGAAGAGUUGUACCACAAUGCCACAUUCCACUACUUUAAGGACAGGAAGUUGAUCCUGGACGACAUGCUAUGUGCUGGUAGCGUGGGCCACGGGACUUGCUAUGGUGACUCCGGUGGCCCCCUUGUCUGCAAGGACUCAGGUUCCUGGACCUUGGUGGGAGUGGUCAGCUGGGGCUACCGCUGUGGCUGGGCUAUUGUUCCCAGUGUCUUUGCUCGUGUUUAUUCCUACGUUCCCUGGAUCAAGCAGCACACUCAGAAUUCCUCCUGAGCUCAGUCUACUGGCCUCCCUGGUUACCCAAGGAGGAGCCUGCUGCCCUCCUCCCAGAGCCUGGGUCUGCUGCUUCUGCGCCUGCCUGACCCGAGACUCACCUUCUCCUCUGGUCUCCUCGGAGCCCUGAACUUCCAUGAACACUCACAGGCUGAGGUCCCAUGCCGGCUCUUGCUGUCUGUUCCUGAUGGGAGGUCACAAGGUGUGUGGGGCAGGGGCUUGAGCUGCAUGGCACUGAUGCCCCAGUUUGCCAAAUACCCAGUUGUUGGAGGACACCUGGCAUAUUUCUGCUUUCUGCCUAUCCUGA